UUUAUCGAAUACAAACAAGGUCUAAUAAUUAAGAUCAGAGGUAGUAAAUUUUUUAAAACAUUUUGUCCCCACUAACCUAUGGGUCUUGAUGAAUAGUCAUAAUUAGAUGGUGCAGUCCAUUUUGUAUACCCAAAAUGAAGAAGAUGCACACAUGGUGGCAUCAAAUAAGGACCAAACUCCUUCACCAUGCUUCCAAAGAAGAUAUGUCACAAAUAAUAUCAAGAACUGUCUCGGAGCAGCUUUCAAUUUCCCUGCAGACAGAAGAAGAUAACGAGCUGGAGUCAAUGCCAGCACCAGAGUCUGGUACAAUAACAAUUGACACACCCCUAACGAUUGCUACCAAGAAUGGAGUGAUAGAAAUGGUGAAGGCAAUUUUCGAAUUGUUUCCGUCGACGAUUAAAUAUGUGAAUACUGAAGGAAAGAACAUCUUUCUAUUGGCUAUAGAAUAUAGGCAAACAAAUGUAUACUGUUUUUUGUGUAAAUGUAAAUGGCUAAAGGAAAGUUUGUCCAGGCAAGUAGAUAAGGAGGGAAACAAUGCAUUGCACUUGGCAGUGAGUCUCGAAUUUGACCCUAAUCGAGACAAGGGGGAAGCAUUCAACAUGCAAACCGAACAGCUAAGCUGGCUUUACGUGGUUAGUGAGGAAGUCAAUCCCCUACGAUUUGUCUACAAGAUACAAUAGAAAAAUGGAGACGCCGAGAGACAUCGUAGAAAAAAGUCACAAGGAACUUAUGAAAAUCCAGCAAGAGUGGGUGGCUAAAACCUCAGAAGCAUGUUCUGUGGUGUCGACCCUUAUUGUAGCAGCAGCCUUCGCCACACGUACCAAUGUACCAGGUGCCUAUGA
This is a messenger RNA of Neltuma alba, 842 nucleotides long. RefSeq lists its product as uncharacterized. The transcript has 3 exons. The coding region runs from base 135 to 680 and encodes 181 amino acids. NCBI's taxonomy places the organism in Eukaryota, Viridiplantae, Streptophyta, Magnoliopsida, Fabales, Fabaceae. The record is from RefSeq and is a predicted model, not a curated record. Gene Ontology annotation, cellular component: membrane.